Molecule: messenger RNA, 708 nt
Organism: Nylanderia fulva
Lineage: Eukaryota; Metazoa; Arthropoda; Insecta; Hymenoptera; Formicidae
Gene: RpL17
Product: ribosomal protein L17
Biological process (GO): cytoplasmic translation
Cellular component (GO): ribosome; cytosolic large ribosomal subunit
Molecular function (GO): structural constituent of ribosome
Source: RefSeq, a predicted model, not a curated record
UCAUUUUCAGUUGGCGCUCCUGGAAGAUAGGAAGUCGCCGACUUUCGGAUCGCGAACCUUCCCUUAAAAAUCGUGGCGUAAAGAGGACGCAAUGGGUCGUUAUUCCCACGAACCGGUCAACCAGACCAAGUCCUGCAAGGCGCGCGGCUCCAAUCUUCGCGUGCAUUUCAAGAACACUCAUGAGACUGCACGUGCUAUUAAAACUAUGGCUCUGCGGAGGGCGCAGAAAUACUUGAAGAACGUCAUCGAGCAUAAGGAGUGUGUUCCUUUUCGUAGGUUCAAUGGUGGUGUUGGCAGGUGUGCCCAAGCCAAACAAUUUGGCACUACGCAAGGUCGUUGGCCCAAGAAGUCUGCAGAGUUUCUGCUGCAACUUCUGAAAAAUGCAGAAAGCAAUGCAGAUUAUAAGGGACUCGAUGUGGAUCGUCUUGUAGUUGAGCAUAUUCAGGUUAAUCAUGCUCCUUGCCUUCGCAGAAGGACAUACAGAGCUCAUGGUCGUAUAAAUCCUUACAUGAGCUCACCUUGUCAUAUUGAAGUAAUAUUGACUGAAAAGGAAGAUGUUGUUGCGAAAGCCACAGAAGAGGAGCCAUCAAAAAAGAAACUUAGCAAGAAAAAGCUUGCUAGACAAAAGGAGAAAAUGAUGAGGGAAUAAUUUCAUACUUUAUGUGGACACGUUAAAUGUAUCAGAAAAAAUGAAGAUGUUACUUCAUA